This is a messenger RNA of Chaetomium strumarium, 1512 nucleotides long. RefSeq names its product xylose isomerase-like protein. The transcript has a single exon. Bases 331 to 1404 code for a protein of 357 amino acids. Lineage: Eukaryota; Fungi; Ascomycota; Sordariomycetes; Sordariales; Chaetomiaceae. The record is from RefSeq and is a predicted model, not a curated record.
GCCCGAUCUGUUAUCUGGGAGCCGGGUUCACACAUCGUUGCGGGCCCGAGGAGGCCCUUUCGAUCCGAUCAUCCUCGAAAAUCGUCUCUCUGCAGAUACACUGCGGACCUAACUCUUAUUCACCCUCCUCCAGACUCAAACAAAGCCCACUCUCACGACGUUCCUAAGCGCCUCGCCUCCGAGCAUUCCUAGGCAACCAUUAUCAUAGAGCUGCUGUCCCGCUUCCUCUCGCUGCAGCAUCGAGCUACCCAUCACUACCUACUCAGUUCUCCCUACGUUUCUUUCUCCCCUUUGCACGCAUCGGCACGCCCUGUUCCGGGAACAGCCAAGAUGGUUUGCCAACUUGCAAUCACAUCCAUGUCGCUCGGUCGGUGCUAUGCGGGCCACUCGUUUGCUAGGAAGUUGGAUGCCGCCGCGAAGUACGGAUACGAGGGCAUCGAGCUGUUCCAUGAGGACCUCGCAGACGUGGCCUACAAACUAUCAAAAGAGACCCCGAGCCCAUCCGGCCCGUCGCAGCAAGCCCAGCUUGCCGCGGCUCGGCACAUCUGGUCGCUUUGCCAGGCAAGAGGCAUCCAGGUCCUCUGCCUGCAACCAUUCAGCCAAUACGACGGCCUGCUCGACCGGGCGGAGCACGACCGCCGUCUUGAGCAACUGCGGUUUUGGUUCGACCUUGCGCGCGAGCUCCACACAGACAUCAUCCAGGUUCCUGCAAACUUCCUACCGGCCCAGCAAGUGACGGAAGACCUGAACCUCAUCGUAUCCGACCUGCGCGAGGUGGCCGACAUGGGCCUGCAAGCGAGCCCUCCCAUCCGCUUCGCCUACGAGAGCUUGUGCUGGAGCACCCGCGUCCACACGUGGGAGCGGUGCUGGGAGGUGGUGCGGCGGGUCGACCGUCCCAACUUCGGCCUGUGUCUCGACACCUUCAACAUUGCCGGCCGCAUCUACGCCGACCCGACCGUCCCCUCGGGCAAGACGCCCGAUGCCGAAGACGCAGUGCGUGAGUCCAUCGCCCGAUUGGUGCGGCAGGUCGACGUCAACAAGGUGUUCUACGUCCAGGUCGUCGACGCAGCGAAACUCAGCGAGCCCCUUGUUCUGGGACACGCCUUCUACGACCCUGAGCAGCCGGCGCGCAUGAGCUGGUCUCGGAAGUGCAGGCUGUUUUACGGGGAGAAGAACCGCGGCGCGUACCUCCCUAUCCGGGAGAUUUCCGAGGCCUUUUUUCGCGGGCUUGGCUUCCAGGGAUGGGUCAGUCUGGAGCUGUUCAACCGCCGCAUGGAUGACGCAGACUGGGAUGUGCCCGACGAACUCGCGCGUCGGGGUGCCAUCUCGUGGGCCAAGCUGCAGAAGCACAUGGGGUUCAAGACCAGCAUGGCACUGUCUGACAAAGAGCAUGCAUUCUUGUAGGACGAGGAAGCGGAAGGGGAAGCGGACGGGGAAGGGGAAGGGGAGGCUUCGUAGCAGUCUUUGUCUUCCCUUGGGCGUUAAAGCGGAAGGAGCUGGGACAGGGAGCGG